AUGUCCGAUAUACUAAAUGUUUUCGUUUCCAGUUUGAAUUGUGGGAAAUUGGCACUAAAUGAUCCCCCAACAAUCCAGCAUAUAAUAUCAAAAUGUGACCAUUCAAUGGAUUACGAUUAUUUUAUUUUUGGUUUCCAAGAAAUAAUAUCGUUGGGUGAAAUGGGCAAUCCACAGUUAAUUGGUAGUAAACUAUCCAAAUUAUCUAACCUACUUAUCGAACAAUUAACUUUGAAGUACACGAUUGACCAUAACAACCCAAUUGGAUUUGAACUCAUUGCUACUAACCAUCUGGGUGCCAUAGGGUUAAUUAUAAUUGCACCAAAAUCAAGUACGGGUGAAGAUAAUACUAGUAUAAUCAAGUUAAAUGUUAGGUGCGGAUAUUUUUCCAGUGGUUUAAAAGGCGGCUCGUAUGUUAGAUUGGUCACUAACAGCACUAAAAAUAAAAGCUUUUCCACUCCCAUUGCACUCAACAUUAUCGUGGCUCAUUUAACUGCAAACGAAGGCUAUUAUGUCAAGCGAACUCAAGAUAUAGAAAAAAUAAUGGAUGAGUUAAGGGCUAAGAAAUUAAACGGGUACGAGUUUUAUAAGUACGAACCAACAAUUUUUUUUGGUGAUUUAAAUUUUAGAUGUACAGCAACCGUGACAGAUACAAAGUACAGUCCAGAUAAAAUUGAAAGUGUUUUAAAUAACGAAGAGGAGUUGACUCUUUAUUUAAAUGGCACAAACCCAUUCAAUUUCCAUGAAUUGCACAUUGGUUUCCCACCCACUUAUAAAUAUGUUUUGGGGUCUUUUGAUGAAUAUAAAUCACAGAAGAGGAUUCCAUCUUGGUGUGAUAGAAUUUUAAUUAAUGAUUCCAUUUAUUUCAACUUGAUUAUGGAAAAAUCAAGUUAUCAAAGUGUCUCUAGAAACACAAAUUUUUUGAUGAAAACAGAUCAUCAGUGUGUUGUAUCUACUCUAAGUUUUGAAUUUUCAGAUGACACAUCGCAACCUAGUACAUCAGGAACCACCAUAAGUGAGAACGAGCAAAACUUAUUAUCACCAUCCAAUUCUUUACGUCAUAUUAAAAACAGUAAAAUAGAUGAUGUCAACGAUGCACAAGAUGUAUAUGGUGAUACAUUGGAUUAUUUUAUUGGUUAUGGUUGCUGGUUGCAUGAAGAGCACACAUAUAUUUUAUAUUUUAUUAUUUUUCUGAUUGUUUCAUACGUAGGUUAUUCAUUUUUGUUUUAA
This is a messenger RNA of Saccharomycodes ludwigii, 1227 nucleotides long. RefSeq names its product phosphoinositide 5-phosphatase INP54 (gene INP54). Gene Ontology annotation, biological process: phosphatidylinositol dephosphorylation. Gene Ontology annotation, molecular function: phosphatidylinositol-4,5-bisphosphate 5-phosphatase activity. NCBI's taxonomy places the organism in Eukaryota, Fungi, Ascomycota, Saccharomycetes, Saccharomycodales, Saccharomycodaceae. The coding region runs from base 1 to 1227 and encodes 408 amino acids. The transcript has a single exon. The record is from RefSeq and is a predicted model, not a curated record.